Molecule: messenger RNA, 721 nt
Organism: Penaeus indicus
Lineage: Eukaryota; Metazoa; Arthropoda; Malacostraca; Decapoda; Penaeidae
Exons: 6
Coding region: 116-721 (201 amino acids)
Source: RefSeq, a predicted model, not a curated record
UCGAAAUUCAAAAUAAUGUUAAACUCAAGCAUGAGACCCCGCAGAUAAGAAAGAGGCAUCUCGAGUUAUAAAGUUUUGUAAGUUAGAUUGAAGUGACCACGUGUGACCCGACCAGAUGGGCCCUCACUGCCUCGUAGGACUCGUAAUAUUCAUCCUUGCUUCCACCGAGCUACAAGUCACCGGAGCUGCCCUUAAACCAGACCAGAUGAAGGAGGUGUGGGUGGUGGCGGGCGAGAGGGCUGAACUGCCGUGCGCUCCCUCACCGAAGCUCUCCCUCGAUAAGCCGGUCCUUGUGCUGUGGUACCGAUCCAGCGAGACCCUUCCGGUCUACAGCUACGACGCGCGGGCCGGUGAGUUCUCUUCGGGCUCACGGUGGGCGGACGAGAGCGCCCUGGGCGGGCGUGCAGACUUCAACGUGUUGUCGGAGACGCCCACGCUCGUGCUGGAGCCCGCCCAGCCGCGCGACGAGGGCGUCUAUACCUGCAGGGUCGACUACCGGCUCUCCGUCUCCACCAAGACGGUUGUCAACCUCACCGUCGUUACACCGGAGUUGGAAAUUCGUCAGAUGUUAGCUGAUACCGGCUGUAAUCAGCGGGAUGACGAGGAGGCUCGUCACGAGAGGCGGAGCGUCGCGUCCCGACACGCCCGCUUAACUCCCGGGGAUCCAGACAAUCACACGCAGGAAACGCUCCAGUGCCAGAUACGUAAUAAUCCGGCCUAA